AUGGAACGAACGGGCCUCUUCGUCGUCACACAUUACCCGAAGGACAGCGAGGUGUCCGGGCGCCGCCUGACCCACCGGUCCGAUGUGCAGCUAGCCAGCAUCUUCGUCCCGCAAGACCCGAAUCUGCCGCCCGAGGCCCACUUUCCGCUGCAGACGGUCUUCAGCCCGGGCCGCCCGCCGUAUCCGCGCUUCGUCAACCGCUUCGACAGCCGCGAGAUGCUGCUCGUGGUAGACGGCUCGUGCGUCAACAACGGCCGCCACGCCAACAAGCUCCAGGACCCCGUGGCCGGCUGCUCCUUCGCCUUCAAGGGCACGCCGGGCAUUAUGCCCCUCGACGACGGCCUUGGUAGCAUCGCGUUCCGCCUAGAGCGCGAAGGACCGCUCGGCAACCCGGUGGAGCACACGUCGAACCGGGCCAAGCUGCGGGCGGUGAUCGCGGCGCUGCAGUUCCGGGCGUGGGGCGGGGAAGGGUGGCGGCGGGUCGUGGUGCUGACGGACCUGGAGUAUGUCGUGCUGGGCGCCACGACGUGGCUGUCGCGGUGGGUGCGCAGGCGGUGGCGCAAGAAGCGCGGCGGGGGCCCUUACCUCAACCGCGACCUCUGGGAGGAGCUGCACCAUUGCAUCGUCGAGCUCCGGGACCAGGGCUGUCAUGUGUCGUUUUGGCUGGUCACGGGCGACCGCGCGUCAAGGAUUAUUGCUCAUGCGAAAGCUGCCGCGCAGAGGGCCGCCCGGUCGCAUCCCGAGGCGCAGGCUGAUAAGUUUACCAUGAUGUGUGGUGUUAUGCUUUGA
This is a messenger RNA of Canariomyces notabilis, 789 nucleotides long. RefSeq lists its product as uncharacterized. Bases 1 to 789 code for a protein of 262 amino acids. Gene Ontology annotation, molecular function: RNA-DNA hybrid ribonuclease activity; nucleic acid binding. The transcript is spliced from 2 exons. Lineage: Eukaryota; Fungi; Ascomycota; Sordariomycetes; Sordariales; Chaetomiaceae. Gene Ontology annotation, biological process: DNA replication, removal of RNA primer. The record is from RefSeq and is a predicted model, not a curated record.